Molecule: messenger RNA, 1987 nt
Organism: Durio zibethinus
Lineage: Eukaryota; Viridiplantae; Streptophyta; Magnoliopsida; Malvales; Malvaceae
Source: RefSeq, a predicted model, not a curated record
UCGAAAAGCGAAAAGAAUAAUUGUCCAAAAUUCUGAUUCCAGGAGGAGGCCACGUCAGCUGAAAAUUAGAAUCAUCCACACAAAACACGGGCCUUUCCCUUCUCUAUCUCCCGAUCGAGUCUCGACACCCUUUUUGCUUUUCGUGGCGGUGGCGAUGGCGAUGAUGGGUCAAUGAAGCUGAAACUUCUUUCGUAUUAGUAAUGGCUUUCAUCAAUCUCAAUUAUUCCCCAAUUCCUCUCUCCCGUUUACAACAGUACAAUGAUGCGAAUCCGAUUAUUACAGCAAAUGGGUGCAACGAUGUUUUGUUUUCGAGUAUUUGUACAAGAAGGACAGGUUUGAGUUUCAAGGGUGUUGGUAAAGUUAGAGCUGCUUUGGUGUCUGGAGAAGGGGAUGUCUUAUCUUAUUCUAAUGGUAAUGGAGUUGUUCCUGGGAAGACUGGUUUUGUCCAUGAGCUUGUUGGUCAGCAAACUGGGAUUGAGAUUCAACCUGAUGCUAUUGGUUUCGGGACACUUGCGGGCGAAAUAACUCCUAUGACUAGUGGUUUCUUUGCUGAUGAAUACGACCUGGACCGUCCUGCAGAGGGAUUUGCUUCCAUCCUGGAAGCCGUUGAAGAUAUUCGUCAAGGAAAGUUGGUGAUUGUUGUAGAUGAUGAAGAUAGAGAAAAUGAGGGUGAUCUGAUAAUGGCAGCAUCAUUGGCAACUCCUGAGGCAAUGGCCUUUAUUGUCAAGCAUGGAACUGGAAUUGUUUGUGUGAGCAUGAAAACUGAAAACUUGGAGAGGUUGGAGCUACCAUUAAUGGUAACCCAGAAGGAGAAUGAGGAGAAACUUUGUACAGCAUUCACUGUAUCAGUGGAUGCAAAGCAUUGUACAACAACAGGUGUCUCUGCUCGUGAUAGGGCUGCAACAGUACUGGCUUUGGCGUCUAAAGAUUCAAAACCUGAAGAUUUCAAUCGCCCAGGUCAUAUCUUUCCCCUGAAGUACAGGGAGGGAGGGGUUCUGAAAAGAGCUGGGCACACUGAAGCUUCUGUUGAUCUUGCUGUAUUAGCUGGGCUAGAACCUGUGGCAGUUUUAUGUGAGAUUGUGGACAAUGAUGGCUCAAUGGCUAGGUUGCCAAAGCUUCGUGAAUUUGCACAGGCAGAAAAAUUGAAGAUUAUUUCUAUCGCCGAUCUAAUCAGAUAUAGAAGGAAAAGAGAUAGGCUGGUGGAGCUGGCUGCUGCCGCAUUGAUACCCACAAUGUGGGGCCCAUUUAAAGCAUACUGUUAUAGGUCAUUGCUAGAUGGCAUUGAGCACAUUGCGAUGGUUAAGGGUGAAAUCGGUGAUGGCCAAGAUAUUCUUGUGAGGGUACAUUCUGAGUGCCUCACCGGUGACAUAUUUGGGUCGGCCAGAUGUGACUGUGGGAACCAGCUGGCACUAGCAAUGAAGCAAAUUGAGACAGCUGGGCAGGGUGUAUUAGUGUAUCUUCGUGGACAUGAAGGUAGAGGGAUUGGUUUGGGUCACAAGCUUCGUGCUUACAACCUACAAGAUGAUGGACGUGAUACGGUUGAGGUCAAUGAGGAGCUGGGGUUACCUGUUGAUGCUCGGGAAUAUGGCAUUGGUGCACAGAUACUACGAGAUCUUGGUGUCCAUACAAUGAGGCUGAUGACAAACAAUCCUGCAAAGUAUGUUGGGCUUAAAGGUUAUGGUUUGGCCAUUGCCGGCAGGGUUCCAUUAUUGACCCCGAUAACUAAAGAUAACAAAAGAUACUUGGAAACGAAACGAGCAAAAAUGGGGCAUAUCCGAGAUAUAAGGAGGUCUGUUUUCCUGUCCUGGUGUUUUGAGUUGGUAAUUCAUUUAGGUCUGCUGGGACAACAACAAUGCUUUGACUUUGGAAUGAAAUUUUGAUUUAUUAUUCAAUUUAAAAUUUCACACUAAUAAGGAACUUAAUCAUACCAAAGAUCCUGGUUUAGCAGUAGCAAAUGUAUUCCAUGUAAUGCUUUUUUAUUUAUUUU